Messenger RNA from Gossypium raimondii (Peruvian cotton), 597 nucleotides. RefSeq lists its product as uncharacterized. Bases 1 to 597 code for a protein of 198 amino acids. The record is from RefSeq and is a predicted model, not a curated record. Lineage: Eukaryota; Viridiplantae; Streptophyta; Magnoliopsida; Malvales; Malvaceae. The transcript has a single exon.
AUGAUCCAAGAUAGCUUAAAAGUAGCUUCUGAUCUUCAGAAAUCUUAUGCGGAUCUUAAACAUAAAGAUAUAAAGUUUCAAGUUUAUGACAAAGUAUUUUUGAAAGUUUCACCCCGGAAGAAAGUUCUCCGGUUCGGUCGUAAAGGAAAAUCGAGUCCGCGAUUUAUCGGGCCAUAUGAGAUUAUUGAGAGAAUCAAACCUAUUGCGUAUCGAUUAGCUUUACCGUUAGAACUAGAAAAGAUUCACAAUGACUUUCAUGUGUCUAUAUUACGAUGGUACCGAUCUGACCCUUCACAUGUUAUUUCCCUGACGGGUGUCGAGAUUCAGCCUGACAUGACAUACUGUGAAGAACCGAUUAGAAUUCUGGCACGAGAGGUGAAAGAGUUAAGAGAUAAAAAUGUAGCUCUAGCAAAAGUUCUCUGGCAACGACAUGGAAUAGAAGAAGCUACCUGGCAACCUGAGGAAACUAUGAGAAGGCAAUACCCGAACCGCUUUAUAGGUAAGAUUUCAAGGACGAAAAUUCCUUAUAUAGGCAAAACCCUGACGAAUCCUCCGAACCACGACCCUUCAACUGAUAUAAAAGUUGGAAAAAAAUAG